Heterostelium album PN500 is the source of this 1566-nucleotide messenger RNA. Its product is annotated as OFA family MFS transporter. Bases 1 to 1566 code for a protein of 521 amino acids. The transcript has 7 exons. Gene Ontology annotation, biological process: transmembrane transport. Lineage: Eukaryota; Evosea; Eumycetozoa; Acytosteliales; Acytosteliaceae. Gene Ontology annotation, molecular function: transmembrane transporter activity. The record is from RefSeq and is a predicted model, not a curated record.
AUGGAUUUAAAUAAUAAAAUAAAUGUUAGAGAGCAAUCAUAUGAAAGAUCAGAUAAACUAUUAGAAAGAGAAAAGUAUCUCAUAUUUAAUAUACCUUUUAAUAGAUGGGUACUAUUUCCAUGUACAUUCUUAGUGCAAUGUUGUAUAGGUAUAUUUUUUAGUUGGUCAAUCUUUAAUAAACCAAUCGAUUCAUAUAUCUAUAAUGAUCCACUAAGAGGAAGAGCUCCAAUUACUUUUUAUUUAACAAUGAUUAUUAAUUCAGCUGGUUUGUUAUUGAGUGGACCAUGGAUCGAGAGAAACGGACCGAAAAACUGUAUAAUGAUUGGAGGAGCUUUAUUUGGUGCAGGUCAUUUGUUUGCUGCGAUCGGGGUCCAUACCAAACAGAUUGCAGUGGUAUACGUGGGAUAUGGAAUCUGUGUUGGUUUCGGUUUUGCACUGUGCUAUUUGCCACCGGUGUCUUCACUUCAGAAAUGGUUCCCCGAUUACAGAGGUCUGGCAUCUGGUUUCGCGGUCUGUGGAUUGAGUGCUGGAACUAUGUCAUUCUCCCAGGCCAUACUGCCAAUGACCAAACACAUCGGUCUAGUCUAUACUUUUGUUGUACUUGGUUGCACUUUCUUUGGCGCGCUGACUAUUCUCGCACUGUUCUUUAGAUUUCCACCACCCGGAUACAAACCGCCAACAAAAAAUAAUAAAGCCGCUGCUGAGGUUGUAGCCUCACCAGUUUCCGAUCCGGAGGAAGCUGUUAUACCAACUCCCCAAAACGAUAACAAUAAUAAUGACACAGAAAAAGAAACAACAGAGCCGAAAUUGGUUGAACCUGUUAUUGGAGAUUUGACAAUUAUCGAAUCACUAACGAGUUAUGAAUUCCGUUUGAUGUUUGUUAUGUUUUUGGCGAAUGGUAUUGCAAGUCAUAUCUUUAGUUCUCGACUUUCGAAUUUCGUGCAAGAUAUCUUUGGAAAGAGUGCAGAGACGGCGGCAACUGUGGUAACGAUUAAUGGUGCUUUCAAUCUGGUUGGUCGUUUGUCUUUUGGUAUAAUCUCUGAGAAAAUCGGUAGAAAACAAUCGUUCAUUUUCAUCUUGACAAUGAUGAUUCUAGUAUUUUUCACCAUAACCAGAAUUAUCACUGAGAAGAUCUUUUCGGGUUUCGUGGCUCUGGUGUGGACCUAUACUUUUGUGUACGGUGCCGGCUUUGGUACGAUCCCUGCAUUCCUAUCGGAUCAGUUCGGUAGCAAGAAUAUCAGUCCCUGUCACGGUGUCAUUCUCACCGGUUGGAACAUUUCCGGUGUUGUCGGUGGAUUCAUCUUCACAGCGAUCUACGAUUCUCUCAGAGCGAAAGGUUAUUCUGUCAGUGAUCCAAUUCUUUACAAUACCAAUUUCUAUUGGUUGGCAGCGGUUGUCAUUAAUAGCUGGAUUCGUAAAAGUAAGCCAUUCGAGCUGCUAUCGAAAGAACAAGAAAACGAGGAGUGGAAUAAUUUUCUGAUUGGAUCACCCACUUCCAAUAAUACAAAAAUAAUUACAAAGGUUAUAGAUUUAUUUAAAUAUAUUAAUGUAGUUUAUCAAUAUUAA